AUGCAGAGUCUACUGUCACUGGUACUGGGGUUGACUACCAUCAUAGUCGAGGGACAUGACUUCAGCAACCAUCACCACCACGAGGUGAAGACCAUCACGAUAGAGAAGGAGGUGAAGGUGCCGUACCCGGUCCACGUGGAGAAGAAGGUACCGUACCCUGUCAAGGUGCACGUCGAGAGGCCGGUCCCCUAUCCUGUGGAGAAACCUUACCCUGUGACUGUGGAGAAGAAAGUGCCUUACCCGGUCAAGGAGUAUAUCCCUAAACCUUACCCUGUCGAGAAGAAGAUCCCUUUCCCUGUGAAGGUUCCUGUGGUGAGGCCAGUACCCGUGCAUAUCCCCAAGCCUUACCCCGUCUACGUAGAGAAGAAGGUGCCCUAUCCUGUAGAGAAACACAUCCCUUACCCGGUCAAGGUGCAUGUCCCCCGGCCUGUCCCCUAUCAUGUUCCUGUUGUCAAACACGUGCCUUACACCGUCGAGAAGAAAGUUCCUUAUCCCGUCAAGGUGCCAGUUGAGAAGCCAGUCCCCUACCCUGUGGAGAAGCCUUACCCCGUCUACGUAGAGAAGAAGGUUCCCUACCCGGUGGAGAAGGAGGUGCCGUAUCCAGUCAAGGUUCCGGUUCACAUCCCGGUCUAUGACCAUGAGCACAAGUAUCAUGAAGAACACCAUUUCGGAGGACAUUACUUAGGAGGGCAUGACUUGGCAGCGUUACAUAAUCACAAACAAUGGGACCGUGGUGUUCAACAUUCCUUUUAA
This is a messenger RNA of Macrosteles quadrilineatus (aster leafhopper), 753 nucleotides long. RefSeq lists its product as uncharacterized. Bases 1 to 753 code for a protein of 250 amino acids. NCBI's taxonomy places the organism in Eukaryota, Metazoa, Arthropoda, Insecta, Hemiptera, Cicadellidae. The transcript has a single exon. The record is from RefSeq and is a predicted model, not a curated record.